AUGCCACCAAAAUCUACUAGAACACGUAGGCGUGGUGUCAGGGUUGAUGUAGAGGCAGAUGGAGAUCUGAUAGUAACGAAUCUUGAUCAAGUAGAGAUGUCGGACCGACCAAUCCGACCUAAAUUACAACAAACUGCUGAUUUCUGGGAAAAAACACAGUCAAACCACCAAAAUCUUCUAGAACACGUGGGCGUGGUGGUAGGGUUUGAUGAAGAGGCAGAGAAAGCUCUGACAUUAACGAAUCAUGAUCAAGCAGAAAUGUCCGACCGAUCAAUCAAACCAAAAUUACAACCUUUUGCAGAUCAUCCUGAUUGCGAUGCUAAAGAACCAACUUUAAUAUUAGACAAAUGUCCUACAGAUUCUGAUUCACCAAACGUAUAUAUUACUCCCAGAAACAGCAGUAUGUAUGUACAUAGACACGGUAACAUGACAUUAGAGUGUGCAUUUCUAUCGCUUACUAGCAUUACCAGUUCAAAAUGGAUCAAGCAUGGAAAAAAUGGACAAACAGUUUUAAAUAAAACAACUCAUCCAGAUAAAUUUAGUGUUAGUCUUUCUGAAGCUUCUCGCAACUUAUUGGUUUUUAAAUCUGACUUUAUACUUGAUGACGCAGGUACUUAUCAGUGCAUAGUUUCUAAUGAGAAUGGAGAAAAUGAUGAUAAUGUAACCGUACUCAUAUAUGAAGAAAUCCCUAACCCUCAAGUUACAAGUGAACUAUACCCGCUAAAUCUUGGUGAAGACGUACAUAUGGAGUGCAUGAUUGACGUAUAUCCAGAGGUAACGGAUGUUUGGUGGACGAAAGACGACGGAAUAAUAGAUAUAACAGAUAGUCAGUACCGCGGAUCUACUCCACAAGAACCAUCAGUACACAUAUCAACGACUACUACAGACGAUAUUGGAUAUUACAGAUGCUGUGCAAACAAUUCCAUAAGUUUCAACUGCAGUAAUUAUAUUAUACUUGGAUUUCUAUUUCACAACCAAUCUGACAAAAACAUUACAUUUGGGGAAAGAAUUACCAUCGACUGUGCCGUAGAGUCCUAUCCACCGAUUACUAAUUCAACAGAAAUAACUUGGUCAUUAAAUGGAAGCUGUGUUAAUACUAAAAACAUAAUAAAAUAUACUCAGCCAACACUCACUAGCCUGACCAUCAAAAAUGCCACGUUUGGUGACCAAGGGGAGUACACAUGUGAUGUUGAGAAAGAUUUGAUUAACGGGACCAGUGGUGGAUUUUGGCUUAAUGUAAAUGGAGAUGUAAAGCGAUGUCCUCAAAGAGGGGAUUAA
Molecule: messenger RNA, 1278 nt
Organism: Mytilus trossulus (common blue mussel)
Lineage: Eukaryota; Metazoa; Mollusca; Bivalvia; Mytilida; Mytilidae
Product: muscle M-line assembly protein unc-89-like
Exons: 7
Coding region: 1-1278 (425 amino acids)
Biological process (GO): homophilic cell-cell adhesion; axon guidance; dendrite self-avoidance
Cellular component (GO): axon; plasma membrane
Molecular function (GO): cell-cell adhesion mediator activity
Source: RefSeq, a predicted model, not a curated record